GUGCUGAUCGCGAUGCGGGUUUGCCGGCAGAGCCCGGACGGGCGGCGGCGGCGGCUGUCGGUGUGCGGAUGCGAGUGGCGGCGGGCGGGCGGCGGGGCCGCGCCCGGCGAUGAGGCACGAGGCGCCCAUGCAGGGCCAAAUUGUACUGAAGAGAGAACUCAAUGUGUUUUGUUGGAAGUGAUGCUUGUUUAAUAUAUCCAUUUAAUAUUUGAGAAAAGAACUUUGUCAAAAUAAAGAUGUCAUCCGUUCAAGAUUCCAAAUAUGGCCAGAAAGAUACAUCUGACCAGAACUUUGAUUACAUGUUCAAACUGCUUAUUAUCGGCAGCAGCAGUGUUGGGAAAACCUCAUUUUUGUUUCGAUAUGCUGAUGAUUCCUUUACGUCUGCAUUUGUAAGCACGGUUGGGAUCGAUUUCAAAGUAAAAACAGUUUUCAAAAAUGAAAAAAGAAUUAAGCUCCAGAUUUGGGACACAGCAGGACAGGAGAGAUACAGAACAAUUACCACAGCUUACUACCGGGGUGCAAUGGGCUUCAUUUUAAUGUAUGACAUCACAAAUGAAGACUCUUUCAAUGCUGUGCAGGAUUGGUCAACUCAAAUCAAAACAUACUCUUGGGAUAAUGCCCAGGUUAUUUUGGUUGGCAACAAAUGUGACAUGGAGGAUGAACGGGUAAUCUUCACUGAGAGGGGCAAACAUUUAGCAGAGCAACUUGGGUUUGAAUUUUUUGAAACAAGUGCCAAGGAAAACAUUAAUGUCAAGCAGACAUUUGAGCGACUUGUGGAUAUCAUCUGUGACAAAAUGUCAGAAAGUCUGGAGAUGAAUCCCACCACAACCAGCAACCACAAUACACGGCUAAAGGACACCCCUGCUCCACAGCAGCCCAACUGCAGCUGUUAAUGCAGCUAUCAGCAAAGGCUCCAGUGUGUUCCAUUGCCAACAGAGUUUUUCAGAGUGUUUAUGAAUAGUCUAUAUGCCUUUAUUUUUACUGUCUUAUUAAUUUAUUUGGGAAAACAGUCUCAUUUUAUGUCAGCAGCAGUUUGAGUAUGUGUAUGGAGAUGGAGCAAUUAUUAGUCUGAAAGGAUGAUCCAUAUUUUAGCAUCUGGCUUUUGCAUGCAGGUUGGCUAUUAAUUUCUCUUUUCCUUUUACUGUUUUACAUAACAAUUACUUCAGCUGGUGCCAUGUCCUCAGACCACAUUUGCCUAGAAUUGUCUCUCACUUCAUCACUUUCAAGUUAUAUAAUCAAAUCCAUAGGGUAGUGGCCAGGGUGUUUUAGAAUAAGCCUCCUGAUGCCACUUAUAUAUUCUCCUGACUGAAAAUUAAUUUAGAAGUAUCCUUGUAGUGAGACAAUCCCUCAUUCUGUCCAGGUCAUUUGUAUAAGGGACACUUCCUGGAGCACAUUACCUUGGCAAAUCUACACUCAUUAUGUUACACAUCCUGGUUGACUGGAAACUGCAGAAGUUAGAAAGAAGUUAGUUCCUGGACCCAAAGCCACCAAAAUUCUCUGUGAAUUUCCAUUUGGAUGGUAAUCAGUCGAGACCCUCAGAGAUAAUAGGUACUUUAUCCUGUCUGGAUAGCUAGUGUGUUUACUUUUCUGUAGGAGCUGCAUUUCUAUCUAAUAACUUUCUGAAACUAGACUUAAUUUCUCAUUCCAUCAUUAUGGAGAUCCUCUAUAGUGGAUGGCUGGUUAACUCUUUCCAUUUCUACCCAUGUGAGAUAUUAACCACUCUAUAUUAUCCCUGACAGAGCCAAAUCCAUUGUGCUUGGUUGUUCAUAGCCAAAAAUUUCCUUAUCAUGUUGCUGUCAAACCUCCAUGCUUUGAUUUUCAGGAAUUUAAUCUCCCAUUCAGUCACUGAGACAGCCACCACUGGCUACAAACACUUGUAUUUUACUUAGACCUAUUGCAGAAGUGCUGAUGGUGUCAGUGAACUGAAGUUUGACCUCACUUUUUCCAUCUAUUUUGGCAAGAGAAUUGGAAUUUUUAAAAGUUUAGGAGUAAUAAAAAAUUGUCAAGAACAUUUCUAGUCUUACGCUGAAUACAUUAAUAAGAUGAGCAAAAGGCUGUGAAGAUAGCAAAAUAAAGUACACAAAUUAUUUUUAAUAAAGUGUUAAAAUAGUCAUAUUUCACAGUUUUUACUCCUUUAAGUAAUUGCUUACAUCUGUGCCCUGGGGUACUUUGUACAACUGCUUUACUUGCAUUACAAUGACAUUUUUUAACUAAACAUAAUUGAAGAGGCAUUGCCUAUUUUAUUAUUCCAGUUAGACAGAAUUUAGGACAAGGCUGACAUUUCUUAAACCAUCUGCAGAGGGAAAAUGAAAACAUAUAAAAAACCCCAGAAGUAACACAUGGUACUUGAAAUGGCUCACAACUGCAAAGAAAUCCCUCUACACACUUUAUGUUAUUUGAAGGUAGUUUAUGUAACUCCUGAUACACAAUAAGAGAAAAUGGUCCCUUUUUUCUAACUGAUUAAAUAAUCUACAUACACUUUUACAGAGUAAAAAUUCCCCCCAAACAAGGCAUAUAGACACAUGUAAAAUGGGUAUGCCAUGAGGGUGCCCACAUUGGCUGCAUAACGUAAAUGAGUAAAAGUUCUCUGUUCAGUCUGAGGUUUUACACCUGUUAGCUAGUUUACUUAAGCACUUUUUUCCUAGUAGACUUAGAGACCAUGAAGAGAAAGCACUAUCCUUUUUAGGGCCAAUGAGCAGUCAGGUGGAAGAGGCACGUGCUAUCCAAACCACAGUCCUGUCUCUCUCUGGGGUACUGCUUUUCCCUCCUUCCUCUAAGGCAGUGUGUUGCUAACUGUCCUGAGAGACUUUCAUUAGUACCUCUUUACCCACUAGGUACCAGCUGAUUUGAAAAAAAGGAAACAAUGCAAAGUUGAAGAAGCUUAGUUUGAAACAGUGGGCAGUUUUCCAUGCUUUUAUUGUUAAUGUACAGUUAUUCCUGCUGGAGAAAAAGGAUCAGGAAAGCCUUGAGACAGAAUUCAGCUUCAGGUCUCAAGUGAUUUAGAAAAAUUUUAGGUUGUAUUAUUAGUCUGAACCAUCUUAGGCAAGGUGAGGAGAGAGAAGGACAUAAUCACAUCAUCCAUAUGGGCAUAUCCUGCAGAUGGCUAAAAGCACAAGUAUUCUUCCAGCUUUGCUCUGGGAUGCUUGCUGCAAAACUGUCAUCUCCUGUGCACAAUGAAACAAGGAAAAAAAGACUUCAAGAUGCCCCUUACUACAGCCACAGAUGCUUGUAUUCCAUUGCAACGAAUUUAAGACCCUCCCUACCUCAGUAUAACGAUGUAGACUCUAAUGGUGGAAAUACAUUAUUAGCAUAUAUCUUUUUAAAAAAUUUGAGUGGUAGAUAAAGAGUUCUUUACAUAAAUGGGAUUAAUUAAUUGCUUUUCAUUUCGCAUGGGCAGAAGAGUAACAGCAAAAUCAGAGGGAGAAUCUCUGCUUCAUGUUUCUGAGACAACUAAUCUCCCAGGCCUCCAGGCUGUUUGCCUUUCUGCAUGGGAUGGGGAGGAAGGGGGAAGCAGCUGCCAGAGUAAUGUUGUUCCUUAGAGUACCAAAAAUGUCUUAAAAGUUAAAAACUCAUCUAAAGUACAGCAGCAGAACCAGUCAGUAUUUGAAAUCUAGGAAUUUUGUGUUGACAGGCAGACACUUUGGUGAAGUUCAGAAUUAGAUUAAUUUUUUAAAUUUUCUACUUGGAGUUUUUCAAAAUUAGACUGUUUAAACCCUAGGCAAACUGCUCAGACUUCUCAGUUGAUACUGUUUUGAGUAGAAGGCUGGGAGGUAUGACCUGCUGAAGUCCCAUCAAAUCCAAUUUAUGCUAUCAUGACUUUCUCUGAAAUUGAAAAUGGGUGGAAGUUCAAGUAAACCUUUUCUUAACAAUUUGGGUUACCUACUAUUGGAAAAGUAGGUUUUGAUUUUCCAUCACAGGUUGGCUUUUGCAGCCACAUGCUUUACAGAAAUAUUGAGUUUUCUGCUAUAAAAUUUGGUCACAUAUAGAUCAUGAGCAUUAUGAUCUCAGCACCUCUCUCAGCUGGAACUUGCCUAUUGUAGAGAAACAAUAAUGACAGAAAAGCUUUUGAAAAGUAACUUUCUAUACCUUCCCCAAACAUUUUAAGAAUUCUGAGGGGACUAGCAGUAUUGGAAUUUUUAUUCUAUUUAAAAUUAUGCCUUGGCUUGUUAUAGGAUAGGGCAUCCAAAAGCAGUCUGUGUCAGUCUGGCUUGGAUCCUCUUGACUUAUGUGGUAGUACUGCAGUUUUUCUUAAAUUUGAGUAGGCUGAACAUUUUGGGAAAACCAAUCACAACUUGAUCAAGGGCCUAAAUUUAAGCAAUCAAUGUCUUGUUCUUCACACAUUUCUAAUAAUCACGGACUAUGAGUUGCUGGAAGAGAAAACCAGGAUUUUAUUAUAUCCUUGAUCUAUCCACUAGCGUAGCGAAUUCCAUCUAGAGCAAUUACCAGGCUACAAAGCACCAUAUUUUAGUGAUGGAAGAGGGGCUGGAUUAUUAAACUGAAGCCUGGGAAAGCAGAUCCCAAACUACUUUCAGCCUCAUCACAAAUCUUGGUGAAAAAGUACUUGCACACCUUGCACCAAUUUGUUGUCACUCUCAGCACAGAAAUAUAACUGAAUGUCACAGCCUAAUCACAAGAUACCCCCUUCAGCUGAGAUUUAUCCAUCUGGUGAGAUACAGCAGUUGACACACAGAGCAUGUUAAAUUUCUGAGAGAUUAGAUGCCUUAGGACAGAGAGUCCUGAGAUCCAUAGUGCCAGCUGAACUAAUACGAUACAACCCAUUUUCCAAGUUAUGAUCUAGAUUAAAGCUUAUAGAAGCAGGCUAAUUUUGCGCAUGGCACCAGCCUUAUCAUGCUCUGAUAGAGUGUUGCUUGUUGUACCUUCAAACUAGUACUCAGAAAAUGUCUUGGGAGCACACAGGAGCAUGGGAUUGAGUGGUUCCUGCAGUGUCUCCUGGUACCAGCCUGCUGAACAGCUACCAAGCCCUGCUGGGUUGAACCUUCAGACGCAUGUUUUUGUUUCUUUUAAGAGUUCAUGUUCACAAGGUCUAAGUGCAACUAACUUAAUGCUGUAUUUUUUAUUUUUAUUGUUCGUGAGUAGACCAAUUUAUUUAGACUUUAAUAAUACUUGUUCAUUUGCUGGUUUAAGUGCAUAUGAACUAGCCUGAUUUUCUGUCAAAAAAUACUCUUUCUCUCUGAA
Molecule: messenger RNA, 5196 nt
Organism: Neopelma chrysocephalum (saffron-crested tyrant-manakin)
Lineage: Eukaryota; Metazoa; Chordata; Aves; Passeriformes; Pipridae
Gene: RAB3C
Product: RAB3C, member RAS oncogene family
Exons: 6
Coding region: 237-893 (218 amino acids)
Biological process (GO): protein localization to plasma membrane; protein secretion; regulation of exocytosis
Cellular component (GO): synaptic vesicle; plasma membrane; endosome
Molecular function (GO): GTP binding; GTPase activity
Source: RefSeq, a predicted model, not a curated record